This is a messenger RNA of Rhizophagus irregularis DAOM 181602=DAOM 197198, 1422 nucleotides long. RefSeq lists its product as uncharacterized. The record is from RefSeq and is a predicted model, not a curated record. Lineage: Eukaryota; Fungi; Glomeromycota; Glomeromycetes; Glomerales; Glomeraceae.
AUGAAAAUUAAAAAAAUAAUUCCAAUACUUCUUUCACAAAUCUCAUUACAAGAGAGAAUUGAUUUAGAUCUUAAAGAUAUUCCAACUAAAACUAUGUUUGAUUAUGUAUUGUUUAUUAAACAAUUUGACAUAUCCUUAUUAUAUUGGUUAGUUUGUAAAAAAUAUACCAUGGCAAUAAGCAAAACUAUUUUUAUGAAAACAAAAAGAUUAGAUGAAUUAACAUUCUUAUAUGAAGAAUAUGGAGAUAAUCAUUAUGAAAGUAUUUUUACAUUACCAAAAUCACAAAUGUUACUUAAUCAUAUCACAAAGUUGAAGUUUAAUUCUACUGGAAACUAUUCACUUUUUCCUAAUUUAUCAAUUUAUGUUAAAAAUAUCAAAUAUCUUUCCAUUAAUUUUUACUGCAAUAGUAAUAAUCAUAAAAAUGUUGUGAAAUUUUUUGAGGAUCUUAUUGAAUUUAUUUCUGUUCAAAAUAAUUUGGAAUAUUUUAUCAUAAAUAUUAAAUCUAAUCUAAGUAGUAUUAGACAUAUGGAAAAAUGGAGAGGACUUUUCUUUAAACUUUCUGAAUCUCAUUCUAUAAAGUAUAUAAUGAUUAAAGGUUGUAUUGAUGGAGAACAAACUGAUUUGAAUUUUUUAUCUAAUUGUUCAAAUCUUGAAGAAUUACAUUUAGAUUCUAUGUUUAUUGAUUAUGAUCAAUUGGUAUGCUUAAAAAAUAUUUAUCUACCAAAAUUAUUUUCUUUCUCAUUAUUAGAUUGUUAUUUCAUUUCUCCGAAAUCUAAUUAUAAUUAUCAAAAAAAUUUAUGGCUAAUUUAUAUUACAGAAUUUUUAAUGAAUCAUAGUAAUACUUUGAAGGAAUUAAAAAUAAUUUUAAGGCUCGGAACUGUCAAACAAAAUAAUUUGAAAUCAAUCCUUGACGAUUUAUCAUUAUAUUGUCAAAAUCUUACAUUGAUUGGAUUAAAAUUGGAACAUAUUUUUGGUUAUGUAGAAUAUGGAGAGAAAUUUGAUGAAAUAUUAAAUGAAUUCAAAUCUUUCUGUAAUAAUUGUCCAAAUCUACAAAAAAUUAUUUUAUUUUCUUCAAAUUUUCAUCAUUUUAAUUUACCUAAAGAAUUAUUAUUGAUUUUUAUAAGAUCACUUCCUAAAACUUUAAAAUCUCUUUCAUUUAAAGGAGUAAUUGAAUUUGAUCAUUUAAAAGAAAUUAUAAAAAAUUAUAUUGAUAAUUUAAUUAAUUUAGAUUUCUAUUAUUAUGCAUGUGUUAAUGUAUUAGAAAGAGAUAUUGAUGAAAUGACAAAAAAUAGAAAAUUAAAACUUAGAUAUGAUAAAAAAAGAAUUAGUAUUGAUUCGACAUCAACAUAUAGAUAUUUUUUAGAUUUUAAUUACCCUUGGUUAGCUAGCAAUACAAUGGAUGGUAAAGUAUUUAACUUAUAA